This is a messenger RNA of Aphanomyces astaci, 1025 nucleotides long. RefSeq lists its product as hypothetical. The transcript has a single exon. Gene Ontology annotation, cellular component: nucleus; cyclin-dependent protein kinase holoenzyme complex; cytoplasm. Gene Ontology annotation, biological process: mitotic cell cycle phase transition; regulation of cyclin-dependent protein serine/threonine kinase activity. The coding region runs from base 44 to 982 and encodes 312 amino acids. Gene Ontology annotation, molecular function: cyclin-dependent protein serine/threonine kinase regulator activity. The record is from RefSeq and is a predicted model, not a curated record. Lineage: Eukaryota; Oomycota; Saprolegniomycetes; Saprolegniales; Verrucalvaceae.
GUAGAACCAUGCCGUUUGGUUCAUUCUGUGAUUUCCCGCCUCCAUGGUGCUCACCGCGAAGCGGUCCCUAUCUCCUUCGACGGAGGAUGAUGAGGUGUCUGCCAAGCGCUGCUGUCGGCGUGAUGUGAAACUCACCGACAAGUUCACGCUGCAUCGAGGGUGGCUGCACAAGAAGGGCACUGGAGAUGUUGCCGCCGUGGAUGGGUCCACUGCAGGGUUUCCGUGGCAGCGAACGACUUCCAGACUACGACAUGUAACUACACAAGACCGCAACAUGUACGUGGCGGCGCUUUACACGCUGACCAACAACAUGGGCCUCAUGCAAGACACGAUCCACAUGAGCAUCUCGCUCCUCGACCGAUUCCUCAAGAUCCAACCGAUCACGUUGGAGUGGCUGGAAGUUGUGAGCAUUGCGUGCAUCUGGAUCACGGCCAAAUUCAACGAAACCCACACCGCGCUCUCCACGCUUCGUGUGAAGGAAACCCUCCAGCAGCGACAAGGCCGUGGCAAGGGCAACUGGAGUUGGCACCACGUGCUCGUCCUGGAAUGCCAGAUCUUGAAGCGUCUCGGCUUUCGCAUCUUACACCCCACGCUGCAGUGGCAAUUCCAUCAAGGUGUCACGGCUGGCACGAUCAGCCUCACGCCAGCCCAGCUCGACGACGCGCAAUACUUUAUCGACCUCAGUUUGAUGGACGCGUCGUUCCAGUCGUUUGCCGUCGCGGAUGUCGUGGACGCGGUGGUGUUUCUCACGACCGAAUUCCUGCCCAACUCCAACUUCGAAUUCGAGUCCAUGGAACCGCGAGUCCGCGACCCCGUCAUGCUCUUUUUCGUGUUGCACUUGAACCUCCAAAAAGGCGGCAGUGACACUAAAACCUCCAUCCAUCGAUCUCUCAUCUGUAAGCACAACCAACGCUUGUCCAAGGCGUGGCGUCACCAAAAAUCUCGUGCGCCACCGUGCGACUGCCGCAUCUGCCACCCAUAGCUAGAUAGAUACAACUUAACUUAUCAUGUACCAUACCAUCAUC